Messenger RNA from Microbotryum saponariae, 798 nucleotides. The record is from the annotation of a GenBank genome assembly. NCBI's taxonomy places the organism in Eukaryota, Fungi, Basidiomycota, Microbotryomycetes, Microbotryales, Microbotryaceae.
AUGGACUCGGACGAGGACGAACGAGUAGGAGCUGGCGCCGGAGCAGGAGGGCUCUCGGUCGGCGGCGAUACGGACGACGUCUCGUUGCCCAAAGCGACCAUCAACAAGCUCCUGCACGGUCAGUUUCGCCCCGCGCGUCGUUCGUGGUCGAGGCGGCGCUGAUCUUGGCAUCUCGAUCUGCUACAGAACUCCUACCACCGGGUUACUCCGUCGCCAAGGAAGCCAAGGAUCUGAUCGCCGAUUGCUGCAAAGGUACGACCUCCUACAUCUCAUUCACCCCACUUGCGCACCAGACUGAUCCCCGUCUCUCUUGCUCCGGUAGAGUUCGUCCUCUCCAUCGCAUCCGAGGCCAACGAGAUUUGCGAAAAGGACUCCAAGAAAACGCUCGCUCCGGAUCAUGUCAUCAAGGCGUUAGAGGUGCGCGACGACCUUACUCGCGACUGCAGAAACCAGCCAAUCAGCUCAUUCCUGCCCCUUGUACCGACAGGCCCUGGGGUUCGAGGAUAUGGUCCAACAUGUAUCGGACCAACUCGUCGAGACAAAGAUAUUGGCAAAGGUAAGAAUCGAUCGCCUGCCUACAGCCACGAUCAAUCCCCUAGCUCUCCAAUCGGCAACAAUUCUUCUCAUCCAACACAACUUGCAUCCCUCGCACAGGACGAACGACACAAGAAAGCCAAACGGGCCAAAGGAUCGGGCAUGUCAGCCGAGGAAGCCGAGCGGAUCCAAGAAGAACUCUUUGCCGCAAGUCGCGCACGCUUGGCCGCGGGGGCAGCUCCGAGUUCGGCUGGUCCGCCUUGA